GACCCUUUAGAAACAGUACGAGCCAAGUGUGAGCAGAGUGAACACUGUGUCCACAUGAAGGAGCGCCUGGACACCUGUGAGGCCAGAGUAAACUCCAGGUCCCACACUGAGGAGGAGUGCACAGAAGAACUCAUGGACUUCCUGCAUGCUCGGGACCAUUGUGUUGCAAAGGAGCUGUUCCAGAACUUGAAAUGACCAGUUUGCCCACUUACCCACAAUGCAUCUGUACAAUCUAUUUAACUUUUGUAAUAAUCACCCAUCAUCAGACCUCCUGAGUUGUGUUGAUUGACUGGACGGUGUUUGUCUUUAGUACAAACUUGUGUAAUUCAGAAUCUUUUGUGCAACAGAUUUAAAAUGUUAAAAAUAAAGUCUGUGACAAAAUGAUACGAAUAAAACUACGAGCAAAACGAAAGAA
Austrofundulus limnaeus is the source of this 415-nucleotide messenger RNA. RefSeq names its product cytochrome b-c1 complex subunit 6, mitochondrial. The record is from RefSeq and is a predicted model, not a curated record. NCBI's taxonomy places the organism in Eukaryota, Metazoa, Chordata, Actinopteri, Cyprinodontiformes, Rivulidae. Gene Ontology annotation, cellular component: respiratory chain complex III. Gene Ontology annotation, biological process: mitochondrial electron transport, ubiquinol to cytochrome c.